UAAGCGGAGCUCGGUUUUUGAUGUUGGGUUCUGGUGUUAAAGUUGUAUGGGUUUAUGUAUACCAAGCUUUGAUGAGAGGACAUUUAGCUGUACGCAUGCUGUUUGUGCUGGUGUACAGAUCGCCUGUCUGACUCUGUCUGGCCGAUUGACUGAAAUCUCGUUGAAAGUUUAAAACCAAAGCGAAGAGUGGCUUGGAGAUCGACCGACAAUCAAUUUGUACACCCUAUCAGAUAAAAAUAUCUUGCAGUCGACAAAAUCACCACUGGCACAUUUCGAAACCCUCUCUUCUACUUCUUCUUCUUCUACUUCUUCUCCAAAAAGCAGCACCACACUCGCCAGCCUGCGAUUGUUUAGGAGAUCGAUAUCUAGCAUAAUCAUAUAAAUAUUUACUCUGCAGCAUCCUCCUCCUCCAGCUAAUCAUCAUAUUAUUUACUUGCUUGAUUUCCUUCGUAGACUAGUCGUCUCAUCAGCAGUCCUUGUGAGCCAGUAUGAUUAGUCAUCAGCUGGGUGCUACUCCUUCCUCCAGCAAGAAGGCCCUCUGCUAUCCGCUCGGCCUUGAUCGACGACUGCAGCUCAGCUCGAGUACCAUGUCCGCCUGUUCUCGGCUCCCCUCAGAGUUACUCGUCGAGAUCUUCAACUGGCUGCCCCCCUUGUCUCACUCCUCCGAUCGCUUGUCGGUCUGUUCCGUCUGUCGCUCGUGGUUAGGCCCUGCUCAGAUAGUACUCUGGCGUUCACUCUGGCUACGUAGUUCAAGCUCGGUCAGCUCCCUGGCCGAGACCGUCAACCAGAAACCUGAAUUGGCCAAAUUACCCCGGGCACUCCAUUUCUCGACUGGCGACAACGAGUAUCUCGCCGAACUCGACGCCGAUGCCGUCUUUACGACCAUGGAACGAUUGGUCAACCUCGAGCAGUUUCACGUCCUCGUUAACUAUUGCAUGGGUGAUCUGUAUGAUUCAUUAUGCGAGGAGCUCCUCGGCUCCCCUGUCAAGCACAUCGUCUUAGGAGCCGAUGAGGGCAUAAGCAGAAGCCAUGUCCAAGCCUCAAUGCGUUUCGAACGACUCGAAUAUCUUGAGUUGCUCAGGUUGGGCGACUUGGGUGACUUGAGAUCCCUCGAGCUCGAGUGGGUUUUUUCAGAAUCACUCGUCGAGCUCGUGCUCAUCCAGCCAGACUUGCCAGGUGAUGCUCUCCGCUUCUUGUUGUCGCACGUCAAAGGAACCUUGAGACGUCUAAAAAUCCAUUUCGGACAUCUCAUCGCUGACAACGCCGAAGAAGGCAGUACCACCCGAAUCACCGAGGAAGAUUUGGAAACUGCCUUGAUGGAGUCAGGAACAGAUCUGAGGCACUUGGAGCUUUGUUGGCCUUAUUCUACAAGGCCCUUCUUGAACGAGGCCGUCAAAGGUCUCUUUUCGUUAGAAGACAUGUAUAUCUCUGGAGGAAUCUGCGAUCCUGGAUUGAUUGAUUUGAAUUGCCAAUCUAAGCUGGAAAGGAUAUCAUUUGAUCUGCGAACUGGCACCGAGCCACCCAAGUCUAUAUGCCGACUGGUUGAGCCUAGCGCUCGACGUUCAAACCUGACUAAGUAUCAUGUUCGAACAUUUUUCGAUGACCCUUCUUGGGAGCAAUCGGUUCUCAAGAUGGUAGAAAUGAGGGAUCAGGAUCAAGAUAUUCCACUAACUGACUGGUCCAAGGAGUGCAUCGAAAAUUGGCAGAAGCUCUCCAAGAAACUUGAGGCCAGCGGAAUCAAAUUAACAGCCGAUUUUUUCUAAGAAGCUCAAACCCUAUUUUGCCGAUUGCUUCUUUCAACAAGGCAAUGUACAAUCCAGGCGCUUGUCACAGUAAUUUCCAGUCAGGAGUCAACUCCUUUUCUUAGAUUUUCAGCGACCAAUUCAGUAUUCGGAGAGUUCCCAAAUCAUCCUCCCCUGCCAAAGUCUGGUCGACCUCAAGUAAACAUUUACACGGAGUUUCUUUAUUUCUUUUCUUUUCUUUAUUUCUUUUUUCUUUUGGUUUUUGAUAUUUGGCUGAAAUCGGACCUCCAAGUUUGAAAAUUCAACCGGACCUGCAUUUCUCAGCGCUUAUCCUGUGUUAGUUUGCACCUUGCCUUGUACUACUUCUUGAAUUGAAUACCGAUUGUCAAUUUGUUGCUACAUUUAAAUUCAUCCAUUUUCUUCCUAUCCUUAUAUCUCUUUUAUCCCAUCUUUCGGCUUGACUCAUAAUACAUGAAAACCAAAACUUGGUUCAAAACAUCUACAUAUGUCAUGGUUUCUGUAUCAGUUGCUGUUUGUCGUAUCACUUCUUGGUCAAAUUUGUUCAGUAAUUAAUAGUUUUCCUACUCUUCCACCCUUGAUACAAUAUAUUUCUG
Puccinia graminis f. sp. tritici CRL 75-36-700-3 is the source of this 2356-nucleotide messenger RNA. RefSeq lists its product as uncharacterized. Lineage: Eukaryota; Fungi; Basidiomycota; Pucciniomycetes; Pucciniales; Pucciniaceae. The record is from RefSeq and is a predicted model, not a curated record. Bases 489 to 1763 code for a protein of 424 amino acids. The transcript is spliced from 6 exons. Gene Ontology annotation, molecular function: protein binding.